AUGGUCGCCGGGCACCGGACGCUGCUCCUCCUCCUGGCCGCCGCGCUGCUGGCGGCGGUGUUCGCCGUGGCCGUGGCGGAGGAGGCGAAGCCGACCAUCCUGACACCCGUGGCGCAGACCCCCGUUGGGUCCUUCGAGGGCGACAAGCCGGGUGCGGACGACGCCAUGGACGAUGAAGACGCCGCGCCCGUCGGAGCACCCAUCGGCACCACCAUGACCGAGCCCAAGCCUGAGCUCACCACCCCGCCCGGCGGCGCAGGGGAGGGCACGCCAGCUGCUAGCGCCGCCUCUUCCCUCGCAGCCCUGGCUGGCUUUGGCGGUGCCGUGAUCGCCGCCGCCGGCGUCCUAUCCUUCUGA
Molecule: messenger RNA, 357 nt
Organism: Lolium rigidum
Lineage: Eukaryota; Viridiplantae; Streptophyta; Magnoliopsida; Poales; Poaceae
Exons: 1
Coding region: 1-357 (118 amino acids)
Source: RefSeq, a predicted model, not a curated record